Micromonas commoda is the source of this 828-nucleotide messenger RNA. RefSeq lists its product with no specific name. The coding region runs from base 1 to 828 and encodes 275 amino acids. The transcript has a single exon. NCBI's taxonomy places the organism in Eukaryota, Viridiplantae, Chlorophyta, Mamiellophyceae, Mamiellales, Mamiellaceae. The record is from RefSeq and is a predicted model, not a curated record.
AUGCCGUCGAUCUGGCGGCCGAACGUGAGAGUGACCCUCGACGAGGAUGGUGAAGUCGAGGACACGGAGAGUGGGGGAGGGGAGGUGGCGAAGCAGGGGCCGAAGCGGAAGAGAGCCCCUCCCACAAAGGGGCCAUGCGAGCACGGGGUGAAGUAUCGGUCGCAAUGCAAGGUGUGCAGCGCUUGUCCGCACGGGAAGUGGCGCUAUCACUGCAAGGAGUGCGGUGGGUCUCACAUCUGCGAGCACGGUCGUGAUCGCUCUCGGUGCAAGGAGUGCGGUGGGUCUCAGAUGUGUGAGCACGGUCGUCAGCGCCACACAUGCAAGGACUGCGGUGGGUCUGGACUCUGCGAGCACCGCCGUCAGCGCUCCCGGUGCAAGGACUGCGGUGGGUCUGGAAUCUGCCAGCACGGUCGUGAGCGCUCUAAGUGCAAGGACUGCGGUGGUGCAUCAAUAUGCGAGCACGGUCGUCGGCGCUAUUUUUGCAAGGAGUGCGGUGGGUCUCAAAUCUGCGAGCACGGUCGUCAGCGCCAUCAGUGCAAGGAGUGCGGUGGGGGCUCAAUCUGCGAGCACGGUCGUCAGCGCCAUCAGUGCAAGGAGUGCGGUGGGUCUGGAAUCUGCGAGCACGGUCGUCGGCGCUCUGAGUGCAAGGAGUGCGGUGGUGCAUCAUUCUGCGAACACGGUCGUCAGCGCUAUUAUUGCAAGGACUGCGGUGGGUCUGGAAUCUGCGAGCACGGUCGUCGGCGCUCUCGGUGCAAGGAGUGCGGUGGGUCUGGAAUCUGCGAGCACGGUCGUCGGCGCGACAGAUGCAAGGAGUGCAGUCGUAAAUAG